GUUUGGAAAAACCCCUGUUUUGGAAUGUGAUUCGAGAACUUCACAAAACCUACCAGAAAACAAAGGCAAGUAAAGAAGAAAAACUAGGGUUUUACAGAGAGGACGAAGCUCGAGUUUUACUGAAAAGUAUGGCGAUUCCUAAAAACGACGAGGAAGGAGGUCCUGAAGCACUAAAAGAAUUAAAAUCAGUAGAUCCUCCAUUAUUUCUAUCACCAUCUCCAAUUCAAUCUCAAGCAACUCGAUUAGCUUCACAAUACUUGUACUCUUCUCUUCAUCCAUUUUGCCCUAAAUCUCCUUUUCAAAAAUUACUUGUUAAAGGAUUUGAUGCUGAACAAAUAUGGCAACAAAUUGAUACUCAAUCGAAUCACUUGGUAUUGAAUCUUAAACGAGAAUUAAAGCAUUUUGAGAAAAACCCAAAUGCAAUUUCUAAGGGUUUUGAUGGAUUGAUUAGGAAGAUAGAGAAGAAAAGUGGGGCUUCUGAUGAGGAAGAUGACGAGAGUGGUGAUUCUGAUGAGGAAGAUGACGAGAGUGGUGAUUCUGAUGACGAUAUGGAAGAUGCUGAGGAGAGUGGUGGUAGUUUAGAUGAGGAUGGUGAUGAUGAUGAGGAGGAUGAUAACGAAGAGGAUGAGGACGAGGAAGGUGGAGGUAUUGAAGAUAAGUUUUUGAAGAUGAGUGAUAUGAAGAAGUAUAUGAAAGAUGAUGAAGCUAGGGAGUAUGGUGGUGUGAAAGAGAAGAAACGUGUCCGUAAAAGGGAGGUGGAUGGAGACGAGGAUGUUGAUGAUGAUGAGGAGGAUUAUGAAGAUGAUGAUGAGCUUGGAGAGUUUGGAGUUGAUAACGGUGAAGACGACGAUGAGAUGGGAAACGCCAGAUAUGAAGACUUCUUUGGUGCGAAAAAGGGAGAAAGCACAAAAAGAAAGUCUGAUUCUCAUGAAGGAGUGGAGGACUCAGACUCAGAGGAUGAGGACGAUUUUGAUAAGGGCUUUGAAGAUGAGCAGAAGGAAGGAAGUCUUUCUACCUAUGAAAAAGAACAAAAGAAGCAGCGUGCUAAAAUAGAGGAGAUGGAGAAAGUGAACAUGGAGACUAAAUCAUGGAAUAUGCUAGGAGAGGUUAGUGCUGCAGAAAGGGGCAAAAACACUGCACUAGAAGUUGAUCUAGAUUUCGAGCACAAUGUAAGACCUGCUCCUGUAAUCACAGAGGAGGUUACACAAUCCAUUGAAGAUUUGAUAAAGAAAAGGGUUCUUGAGGGGCAUUUUGAUGAUGUGCAAAAGGCACCAAGUUUACCGUCUGCAGCCCCAAAAGAGUACAAAGAGAUUGAUGAAAACAAGAACACGGAGGGGCUUCAUAAAAGUUACGAGAACGAAUAUUUGCAGCAGACAGGUCUAGUGCCCGAGUCUUUCUCAGAUGAGCGAAAGAAAGAGGCAAGUCUGCUCUUCCAGAAGCUCUGCUAUAAGUUGGAUGCUCUAUCCCAUUUCCACUUCACCCCUAAGCCGAUUAUCGAAGACAUGUCAAUACAAGUUAAUGUUCCUGCUUUGGCAAUGGAAGAGAUUGCACCCUUGGUAGUCUCUGAUGCGACUAUGUUGGCGCCUGAGGAGGUAUUUGCUGGAAAAGGAGAUAUCAAAGAAGAAGCGGAGCUAACACAGGCUGAACGAAAACGGAGGAGGGCUAGCAAGAAAAGGAAGUUUGCAGGCAAGACUAAAGCUGAGACUGCUAAACGGAUGGAAAACAAGAAGGCACAAGACAGUACUAAUGGUAAAGAAGAACCAUCAGUUCCUGUGUGAGGCCUUGAGUCAACAAGAGAUGCCUUUCUGAAGUUUAGACGGCAGAUAUGGAGAAAGAGCAAGGGGAAAAAGAACUGGACAAGCUUCUAUAGCGGAGAUCCAGUUCUAACGAGUUUUGACGAAAGUUUUGUAUUCCAUGGCUUUACAUGAUAAAAAUGCCAAAAAGAUGCUACAAAAAUUUGUAUCAGGCUAUUUUAUGGUGUUACAAUUUUUAUUUGAUUCAAUUUUAUUAUCAUUCAGAUUUUA
Molecule: messenger RNA, 2024 nt
Organism: Papaver somniferum (opium poppy)
Lineage: Eukaryota; Viridiplantae; Streptophyta; Magnoliopsida; Ranunculales; Papaveraceae
Product: U3 small nucleolar ribonucleoprotein protein MPP10-like
Exons: 12
Coding region: 129-1778 (549 amino acids)
Biological process (GO): rRNA processing
Cellular component (GO): sno(s)RNA-containing ribonucleoprotein complex; Mpp10 complex; nucleus
Source: RefSeq, a predicted model, not a curated record